Phalaenopsis equestris is the source of this 1002-nucleotide messenger RNA. Its product is annotated as UBX domain-containing protein 1-like. Lineage: Eukaryota; Viridiplantae; Streptophyta; Magnoliopsida; Asparagales; Orchidaceae. The record is from RefSeq and is a predicted model, not a curated record. Gene Ontology annotation, molecular function: protein binding. Bases 8 to 931 code for a protein of 307 amino acids. The transcript has 10 exons.
AAAAGCAAUGGCUGCCUUAAGAGUUGACAAAAGAAUGCUUCGAGAACUCGAGUCCAUGGGAUUCCCAACCAGCCGUGCAACAAGAGCACUUUAUUUUUCUGGUAAUUCUAGCAUUGAAGAUGCCAUCGAUUGGGCUUUAGAACAUGAAAGUGACUCAAACAUCUAUCAGAUGCCUCAGGUACCUAUCGACAUAAGAAUUGAAUCUGGAGAACCAUGGCAUGUAGGGGAAGAAGUGAAGAUGAAAUUAAAUGAUCUAAGGGAACAAGCACAGAAAAAGAGAGAAGAAGGGGAAAAAGGGAUGGAAAGAGACCAACAUAAGGAGAGAAUAAUGAGGGGCAAAAGGCUGAUGGAAGAUCAGCACAACAAAGAGAGAAAUGAAAGAGAACGAAUAAUUGCCUUUCGAAAAGCAGAGAAGGAAGAGGAAAAGAGAGCCAGACAGAAGAUUCGCCAGCAACUGGAACUGGAUAAGGUGGAAAGGAGGAGGAAGCUUGGAUUGCCAGCUGAAAAUCCUAGAAAUGUGAUACCCACAAGACAUCCCAUACAAGAAGGGAAUGGUUCAAAACCUGUCAUUUUUUACAUGGAUGAACCUCUGAAGGAUUGCUUAAGAUCACUAAAGAAGAACCACAAGGAUGAUGAUGCUAAAGUGAAGAAAGCAUUCCAAACACUCCUUAUAUACAUAGCAAACGUUGUAAAAAAUCCAGACAAUGAGAAAUAUAGGAAGAUCAGACUUAGCAACCUGUUAUUUCAGGACCGAGUUGGUAAAUUCAAAGAAGGCGCUGCGUUUCUUGAGCUCUGUGGAUUCCAAAAACUGGAAGGUAAUGGAUUCUUGUACAUGCCACGGAACAAGGUAGAAAUGAAAGUCUUAAACUCUGCUGGUUUGGCAUUGAAUUCAACUAUCACAAAUCCUUACUUUGGAAAGCUUUCGUUGUAGUCAUCUUUCUAUACCAUCGAUUUACUACAUAAUACUAUAAUAAGAAACCUUGUAAUUAAUGAUAUAUCUGA